UCUCCACCAACCAUGGGCGUGCUCCUGGAGGACGGCAGCACGGAGGUCCUGCUGGGCCUGGCUGUGCUGCUAUUGGUGGUCUACCGUCACGUGACUGCGCAGUUCGACUACUGGGCGCGCCGGGGAGUCCCCUACCUGAAGCCGGAGCCCUUCUUCGGCAACAUCCGCGACUUUGUGCUCAUGCGCAAGUCCUACGCUGAAGUGUUCAGCCGUCUCUACAACGACAGCGACCCGCACCCCGUCGUCGGCUUCUUCUUCCAGGCGAGGCCGGCUCUGCUCGUCCGAGACCCCGAGAUGGUCAAACUGGUCCUCAUCAAGGACUUCGCGCACUUUCCCAGCCGCUAUCAGGUGUCGGAUGCGCGGACGACGCCGAUGGCGCUGAACCUGUUCCACGUGGGCAGCCGCACGUGGCGGCCGCUGCGCACCAAGCUGUCGCCCACGUUCACGUCGGGCCGCAUCAAGGCCAUGUUCCCGCUGCUGGCCGAGUGCGCCGCGCAGCUGCAGGCCAGCACCGACGCCGCCCUCGCCGACGCCCACGGCGCUGGCGCCGUCCUCGAGAUGCGCGACGCGCUCGCCAAGUUCUCCACUGACGUCAUCGGCACCUGCGCCUUCGGCCUGCAGUGCAACGCGCUCCAGGACCCUGACUCGACGUUUCGGCAAAUCGGCAGAAAAAUGUUCAAGCCUAGAAAGAGUACGAUGGCCCUUCGUUUCCUUUACGGCGGCGUGCCGUUCCUGCAACGCUUCAAAGCCAAGUUCACGGGCGACGCCGUCUCCGACUUCUUCCUCGAGUUGGUACGCCACACAGUCGACGAGCGACUGGAGAAAGACAUCAAGAGGAAUGACUUCCUCGACCUGCUGAUCCAGCUCAAGGAGAAGGGACACCUAGAGGGCGACGCCCACUCUCUGGUGCAGACCGAGGAAUCGAUUGAGUUCACGCACGAGCUGAUGACGGCGCAGUGCUUCGUGUUCUUCGCGGCGGGCUUCGAGACGUCGUCGACGACGAUGAGUUUCUGCCUGCACGAGCUGGCGGUGCACCAGGACGUCCAGGAGCGGGUCCGGGCUGAGGUGGACGCGGUCGUGCUCAAGCACGGCGGCGCCAUCACCUACGACGCCAUCCAGGACAUGACCUACCUCGACCAGGUCGUGGCAGAGACGCUGCGCAUGUACCCGCCGCUGCCGUUCCUGGACCGCGUGUGCGAGGUGCCGUACAAGCUGCCGGGGUCCGGCGCGGUAAUCGAACCCGGCACCAGGGUCUUCAUUCCGGUGUGUGGCCUGCACAGCGACCCCCGGUACUUUCCGGAGCCCUACAAGUUCGACCCAGAAAGGUUCAGCGAGCAGAACAAAGCCAGCAUCAACCGCAACGCCUACCUUCCCUUCGGAGAGGGACCGAGGAACUGCAUUGGAAUGCGGUUCGGACAGCUGCAGACCAAGGUGGGGCUGGCAUCGAUGCUGCAGAACUUUCGCUUCGAGACGUGCGACGAGACGGCGGUGCCGCCCAGGUUGGCACCCCUGUCAUUCGUCAUGGCGCCCGUGGGUGGCGUCUUCCUCCGGGUGACGCGGCGCAGGGAGGCUGCACCAGCCUAGACUCACCGUGGGGUGAGGGGCGCAAGCCGAGCCGAACCUGCCGUGCAGUCCACACCUGCGCUGCUCCGGACGGCUGUCCGUGACUGGUGCACAGGCUGCAAAAAGUCUUUCCACCCACAACAGUGACACUGGAUGCCAUGUAUAUGCCAACGAGGAUAUGAUUUGUGGUUCUCCACAACGCCGUUUGUGGAAAAUAUACGCUUGUAAAAAUGAAUAAAUCAUCUACUGCAUACCGUAUAA
Molecule: messenger RNA, 1824 nt
Organism: Schistocerca gregaria
Lineage: Eukaryota; Metazoa; Arthropoda; Insecta; Orthoptera; Acrididae
Product: cytochrome P450 6a2-like
Exons: 6
Coding region: 13-1584 (523 amino acids)
Molecular function (GO): monooxygenase activity; heme binding; oxidoreductase activity, acting on paired donors, with incorporation or reduction of molecular oxygen
Source: RefSeq, a predicted model, not a curated record